Solanum tuberosum (potato) is the source of this 471-nucleotide messenger RNA. RefSeq lists its product as uncharacterized. The transcript has a single exon. The record is from RefSeq and is a predicted model, not a curated record. The coding region runs from base 1 to 471 and encodes 156 amino acids. Lineage: Eukaryota; Viridiplantae; Streptophyta; Magnoliopsida; Solanales; Solanaceae.
AUGGCUCCUACUAAAGUCAAGUGCUUUGCUUGGUUAGUAAUCACGAAAGCUUGCCUCACUCAUGAGAUCCUGCAGAAAAAGGGAUUGCCAAUUGUGUCGAGAUGCAUGUUAUGUAGUGAGGCUAGAGAGACAGAUAAUCAUCUGUUUCUCCAUUGUAAAGUCGCAUCUCAGCUUUGGACUAUGUUCCUCAGUUCAACAGAGACAAAAUGGUCAAUGCCAGAGCACACAGCAGACUUGUUAAGUUGCUGGAUUAGGAGAGGGGGAAGCAAGACACAGAAGAAGUGGUGGAGAAUAAUCCCACACUGUAUCUGGUGGACUAUCUGGAGGGAGAGGAAUGGAAGAAACUUUGAAGAUAGAUUCAACAGCAUUCAGAAAAUCAAAGGGAGCUGCAUUGCAACUUUCUACUUUUGGUGUAAAGAACAUUGUAUAGAAAAUGCUGAACAAUUAGUAGAUCUUUUAGGAUUACCGUAA